Messenger RNA from Dermatophagoides farinae (American house dust mite), 1506 nucleotides. The record is from RefSeq and is a predicted model, not a curated record. Lineage: Eukaryota; Metazoa; Arthropoda; Arachnida; Sarcoptiformes; Pyroglyphidae.
AUGUUGAAAAAUGAAAAACGUAAAAAUCCAUCAUCAUCAUCAUCAUCAUCAUUGGUCAACAAUAAAAAAUUGUCCAAUGUUAGCUAUAAUCGUGCUAAACGAUGUAUACCGGAACGUUGUCAACCACCAGAUUGUCGUUGUGGCGGUCUUGAUAUUCCAGGCGGUUUUAAACCACGAGAUAUUCCACAAAUAGUUUUGCUGACUUUUGAUGAUUCGGUUAAUGAUUUGAAUCUACAUAUUUAUCGUCGUCUAUUUGAACAAGGACGUACAAAUCCAAAUGGCUGUCCAAUAUCGGCAACAUUUUAUGUUUCACAUGAAUGGACUGAUUAUGCACAAGUACAAAACCUAUAUGCAAAAGGACAUGAAAUUGCAUCACAUUCAAUUAGCCAUAGUUUUGGUGAAAAAUUUUCUAAAGAACGUUGGCUUGAUGAAAUUCUUGGACAAAAAGAAAUUCUUCAUCUUUACGGUGGUGUUGAUACAAAUGAAAUUCGUGGUAUGAGAGCACCAUUCUUACAGACUGGUGGUGAUACAAUGUUUGAAAUGUUAUAUCAAGCAAAUUUUUCCUAUGAUUCAUCAUUACCCGUUUAUGAUAUUGAUCCACCAUAUUGGCCAUAUACAUUAGAUUAUUCUAUUAAUCAUGAUUGUAUGAUUGAACCAUGUCCAAGUAAUUCAUAUCCAGGAUUCUGGGAAGUUGGCAUGGUCAUGUGGGAAGAUCUACGUGGUGGCCGUUGUUCAAUGGCUGAUGGCUGUUUUAAUCCAUCGGAUGAAGAUGGUGUUUAUGAAAUGGUCAAACGAAAUUUUCUUCGCCAUUAUACAUCAAAUCGUUCACCAUUUGGAAUGUAUUUCCAUUCAAGAUGGUUCUUAACUGAACAUAAUAUGAAUGGUUUCAUUAGAUUUUUAGACGAAAUGUUACAAUUAGAUGAUAUUUAUUUGGUCACAAAUUGGCAAAUGAUACAAUGGAUGCGUAAUCCAACACCAUUAACACAUAUGAAAAAAUUUUCACCAUUCGGUUGUGAUUAUAUUAGAAAUCGGCCACCAUUAUGUAAAUCACCACAUACAUGUAAAGCACGUUUCCGUAAUGAAAUACGUACAUUAAAAACAUGUCAAACAUGUCCACAAUCAUAUCCAUGGACAGGUAAUAAUGGUAGUGAAUAGUAGUAGGUAAAAAUUAUUAUUAAAAAUAGGUCAAUAGGUUGUUUUUUGUUUUUUUGUUUCCUAACUUUUAUUCUCAAACACAUAAAUAUAAUAUAAAAUAGUAAGGAAACAAAACAAAACAAAAAAUUCUUAAUCAAUCAAUCAAUCAAUGACAAUUUUGGAUUUAAAAAUGAGUCUCAUUUCAAAAAAAAAGUGUGAUUUUCAAAGUCAGUUAGCUCUUAUGCUCGCACACGAACACAGACACACCCACCACCCAUCCAUACAAACACGCACAUACAUUCAUCAAUCAUCAUCAUACAGACACAUUUUGUUUCAAAGAAUUUGAUUCAUUUGGCAUAUCGAACAUUUAAU